Lycium ferocissimum is the source of this 2071-nucleotide messenger RNA. Its product is annotated as cytochrome P450 86B1. Gene Ontology annotation, molecular function: heme binding; iron ion binding; monooxygenase activity. The record is from RefSeq and is a predicted model, not a curated record. The coding region runs from base 185 to 1882 and encodes 565 amino acids. NCBI's taxonomy places the organism in Eukaryota, Viridiplantae, Streptophyta, Magnoliopsida, Solanales, Solanaceae. The transcript is spliced from 2 exons.
AAACCCUGUUUUACAAGAAAAGUGACUGAAAUCGAACCACAUAUUGUGAAGACACAACAUGAGAAAAUAACCUCUUCCCAUUUUCAGCUCACCAAAUCAAAACUGCUGGUUGUACAAACUUUAGCACGCCAAGAAAACACCUCCUAUAUUUCUAGCAGUAGAAUCACACCAAAACAACCAGUCCAUGCAUAACUACAACAUUUCCUAUCAUCUCAAUAUCAUGAAUAUUUCACUUAGCACCAUUAACAUGACUUAUUCCUCUUCCUCCUCAUCAUCUUCAUCCUUCUUUGCACAACAUUUCAACUCGAACGGUCUAUCGAGAAGUUUGUUUCUCUUGCCAGAGAUACAAAUGAUGGAAAUAUUCCUAGCCGUUGUUGUUUUCGUCGCUAUACAUUCUUUAAGGCAAGGGAAAAAACAAGGAUUACCAAACUGGCCAUUGGUAGGGAUGUUGCCUUCUUUGAUUUUCGGACUACGGAAAGACAUGUAUGAGUGGAUUUCUGAUGUUCUCUGCCGGAUGAACGGGACGUUUACGUUCCGAGGUCCAUGGUUUACCAACCUCAACUGCGUGGUGACAUCUGAUCCACGGAAUCUUGAGUAUCUUCUCAAGACAAAGUUCUCAAAUUUCCCGAAAGGAGACUACUUUCGGAGCACUGUUAGAGAUCUCCUUGGAGAUGGAAUAUUCAGUGCAGAUGAUGAGAUUUGGCAGAAACAGCGGAAAACAGCCAGCAUUGAGUUCCAUUCUGCUAAGUUUAGGAAUAUGACAACAGAUUCCUUGUUAGAGCUUGUUCAUUCUAGGCUUUUACCCGUGUUGGAAGAUUCAAUCAAGCAAUCAAUCCCCAUUGAUCUUCAAGAUGUUCUCCUUAGGCUCACGUUUGAUAACGUCUGCAUGAUUGCUUUCGGGGUUGAUCCAGGUUGUCUCCACCCUGGAUUACCAGAAAUUCCAUUUGCCAAAGCUUUCGAAUCAGCAACUGAGGCAACCAUUCUCCGGUUUGUCACUCCUACGCUUGUCUGGAAAACCAUGAGGUGCCUCGGGUUAGGAACAGAGAAGACGCUGAAGCAUUCGUUGAAAAAAGUGGAUGAAUUUGCUGAUGAAGUAAUCAGAACAAGAAAGAAAGAGCUUUCUUUAGCCUCAUCAGAAGAUGGAAAGCAAAGAUCAGAUCUUUUAACAGUGUUCAUGGGGUUAAGAGAUGAACAAGGAGGGCCGUUUUCGGAUAAGUUCUUGAGAGAUAUAUGUGUGAACUUCAUUCUAGCUGGAAGAGACACUUCUUCAGUGGCAUUAAGCUGGUUUUUCUGGCUCUUGAAUAGUAGUCCUGAGGUUGAAGAAAGGAUUUUGGCUGAGAUUUCUAAGAUUUUAAAUGAAAGGGAGGAUGCUAUUAAUGAAAGUCCAUUGAUUUUCAAGCCACAAGAGAUCAAGAAAAUGGAGUAUCUACAAGCUGCUCUUUCUGAGGCUCUCAGAUUGUACCCUUCUGUGCCAGUUGAUCACAAAGAGGUUGUUGAAGACGAUGUUUUCCCAGAUGGAACGGUAUUGAAGAAGGGAACAAAGGUAGUGUAUGCAAUCUACGCAAUGGGAAGAAUGGAAGGGAUAUGGGGUAAAGAUUGCAGAGAAUACAGACCAGAGAGGUGGCUGAAAGAUGGGCGGUACAUGAGUGAAUCUGCCUACCGCUUCACUGCCUUCAACGGAGGACCUCGCCUUUGCUUAGGCAAAGAUUUCGCUUACUAUCAGAUGAAAUUCGCCGCUGCAUCCAUCCUCUACCGUUACCAUGUCAAGGUAGUGGAAGGCCAUCCAGUUAUGCCCAAAAUGGCUCUCACUAUGUACCUCAAGUAUGGACUACAAGUCAACCUCUCCAGGCGUCAUCAAACUCCUCUCAACAACAAAUACUAAUUACUACUUUCUCUAGCUAGCUAGCUGUGUAAUGUUUGUUCCUUUCGCUGUUUUCCUAUUUUUCAGUAAUAUAUAAUGAACAUGUUGUAUUGGUGGGUGAGUAGUAAGGAGACAGGGAAAAAAAAAGAUUGAAUUAGGUACAUAAGAUGAAUUAAUUUAUUGGAAUAAUAGAUUCUGUGUUGAUUGCUA